AUGUCUAUUCGUCUAAAUACACGUCGUCUAACUACUAAAACUUCUAAAUCGUCAUCGAUUCAUUUUCACUAUGGUACAAAAGAAGAUGUUGGUUUUAAACGAUUAUUUCAUUUUUUUCAUCAAGCAUUUCCAUUAGCAUUUAAUCGUGAAACAUUUCAACGUGCAUAUGAUGCAUCUGAUAUAUCAAAAACUGUAUAUCGUACAAAAUAUUGUUGUAAAUUAAAAAUUUAUGGUGCUAUUUUAGCAACAUCUAUAUUUGAUUCAAAUCAAAAACGUAAAUUAAAAAUCUUAAUGCUUGUUGAAGAUAAUCAUAGUAUACAUGCAAUUAAUAUUGGUAAACAUCUUUUAUUACAAAUGAUUGAAACAUGUAAACAAUUAGAAAAUAUUAUACAAAUAUAUGCAUAUGUUGAAUCAACAAAUAUUGAUGGAAUUAAUUUUUAUAAAAUGAUGGGAUUUCAACAACGAGAAAUUUUACAAGAUUAUUUUCCACCACGUGCAUCAUUAACAUCGAAUGCUAUUAAACUUGAAUAUAGACUUAGAACAAGUAUAAGUAAUGAUUUAAUUAGUUAUAGUAAAACAAUACAUAGUCCUCAUUCAACAAAAAAUAAUAUUAAAUAUUAA
Rotaria sp. Silwood2 is the source of this 621-nucleotide messenger RNA. The record is from the annotation of a GenBank genome assembly. Lineage: Eukaryota; Metazoa; Rotifera; Eurotatoria; Philodinida; Philodinidae.